Messenger RNA from Oxyura jamaicensis (ruddy duck), 2618 nucleotides. RefSeq names its product cyclin G1 (gene CCNG1). Gene Ontology annotation, cellular component: cyclin-dependent protein kinase holoenzyme complex; cytoplasm; nucleus. NCBI's taxonomy places the organism in Eukaryota, Metazoa, Chordata, Aves, Anseriformes, Anatidae. Gene Ontology annotation, molecular function: cyclin-dependent protein serine/threonine kinase regulator activity. Gene Ontology annotation, biological process: regulation of cyclin-dependent protein serine/threonine kinase activity; mitotic cell cycle phase transition. The record is from RefSeq and is a predicted model, not a curated record. The transcript has 7 exons. The coding region runs from base 173 to 1060 and encodes 295 amino acids.
UCGCGGAGCGCCUCGCGGAGCGGAGCGGUUGGGGCCGGGCGCGGCUGCAUGGCGUGCUGGGGGCUGCGCCUGCGGGUGGGCGCCGCGCCGCGCUGAUCCGCGCCGCUCGGGGCGGGCGGCACCACCUCGGGCCCUUCCUUUGAUCGACGGGAGCAGCGAGGCGGGGGUCAAGAUGAUAGAAACGCUUGUGACAACCGAAGCGCAGGAGCUGCUGUACCAGCUGACGGCCUUGCUGGAGCAGGAGCUGAGGUGUCAGCCCAAGGCCUCUGGCCUGAGACUCGUCGAAGCUGCCCACGAUAAUGGCCUCCGAAUGACUGCCCGCCUGCGAGACUUUGAAGUGAAAGAUCUCCUCAGCUUAACUCAGUUCUUCGGCUUCCACACAGAGACGUUUUCGCUAGCUGUGAAUUUCUUAGAUAGGUUCUUGUCAAAAAUGAAGGUACAGCCUAAGCACUUAGGCUGUGUUGGACUUGGCUGCUUCUACUUGGCUGUGAAAGCAACAGAGGAGGAGAGAAAUGUUCCCUUAGCCACUGACCUGAUUCGAAUAAGCCAGUAUAGGUUCACUGUUUCUGAUAUGAUGAGAAUGGAAAAAAUCAUAUUGGAGAAGCUGUCUUGGAAAGUCAAAGCUACAACAGCCUUCCAGUUUCUACAACUAUAUCAUUCGCUCAUUCAUGAGAAUUUAAGUUGUGAAAGGAGAAAAUACCUUAAUUUUGAGAGACUUGAGACGCAGCUUAAGGCAUGUCACUGCAGAAUCAUGUUUUCUAAAGCCAAGCCUUCUGUCUUGGCAUUGUCUAUUAUGGCACUAGAGAUAGAAGAACAAAAGCUACUGGAGUUGACAGAGGCAUUGGAAUUUCUGCAGCUGCAUUCCAAGAUAAACAACAGAGAGUUGACCUUCUGGAAGGAAUUGGUGUUAAAGUGCCUUACCGAAUAUUCCUCGAGCAAGUGUUCAAAACCAAACGUGCAGAAACUAAAAUGGAUUGUGUCUGGACGUACUGCACGGCAGCUUAAACAUAGCUAUUACAGAAUAACACACCUUCCUACAAUUCCAGAGACCAGCUCAUAAUAGGAAUACAGUAAAAUGAGAGAACCAUCCUGUGACCUAGUUCACAGGCAGAUGAAGAUUUGAGAAACCAAGUCUGAAACAUGAUCUUAAUAAUGAAGAACCCAAGUCAUGGAAAUACGUAACAUUUCAGACUAAAAAUCCUGGCAGCAAAUGCAUUCUUUUCUAUGAUGAUUACAACAACAUCCAGUGUCAGUUUUGGUCUUAUUAGACCAUUUACUAUCCAAACAGUGAAAAACCACAAUACUGAUAGAAGAAAUUUAACACCUUAUAGUUUGUAGAGCAGCUUGUGAAGUCUAACCUUGUUUUACUCUAAGUGUAGGUGCCCAGUGGUGUAUUAAAUUAAAAAAAAAAAAAUCUGGUUAAACUUUCCAAAGAUUACAGGACAUUAGGAAAAUGUGCAGUGGCACAGUGCUGCAGUCUCAGGCAAACUAAAGACCAUCUUGCUUAAUAUUGAUGAGAAUAGGAAAUGCUUAUCAGUGCACCUGACAUGCUGGUUUGGCAGUGUCGUGUCCCUACAGGGCAGGGUACUGGCCUUUAAUGUAGACACAAAGCUCUACGAUACCUGCUGAGCAUGUCAAGUACCUGGAGCAGGACGAAGAGGAGAAACUUGAUUUCAUUGCCUUGUAAAAGAUAGUCACUAACACUGCAUUGAUAACUUCAGUGUUUUGUAAGAGAUGCAGUUUGCUGAGAUUACGAAGAGAGAGCACAGAAACUUCAUGGUACGUAAGGCUGGAGAGAAACCACUGAGUUACCUGCCCCAAAUCUGCCAUUAGUCUUGCGAGGUUUUGCUGUACCAGAGGUAAAUGCUGAUGCUGAACGGAUGGAUUUUACAGGCACAGUAGGAACAGGGCUGUAGUCCCAUAAUGGCCUAUAAGUAGGAACAAUUGAGGUGAGAAACAACUCGAGAUUGUUUCAACUCUCAUCUGUUUAACAGUUAGCUUUGAGAAACACAGCUGCUCUGUUUUUUCCUGAAGACUGUGUCAGUACUUGAGGCAUAUCUUGCUUUUGGUACUAACAUGAAAGUGAGUAAUAAGAAUGUGUUACUGGAUGUAAGAUGGGUAGCGGUGUUGGGGGAAUGUUGCUGAUGACCUCUUGAAUUCUGUGUCACUGGAGCAGAGGCUGUUAGGGGUAGGCUGAUACUAACUGCCACGUAAAUGGAUUUAGGGGAAAAUGAGCGAUGUGAAUGUUCUGAAUAUAGUGUGGGCUUAAAUGCUAGCCUACCAAAGCUGUCCCCUUACAGCUGAUGCGUAAACCAUUCUUAGCAUAUCUUAAACUAAUUCUUCACAAAAGACUUCAUACCAAAGCUCUGUACUAGACAAAUCAAGCUUUCUCGUGAACUCAUGGGAAUGAUUGCACUGCAUAGCACUUGAUCGAGUUUUCCAUCUGCCAGUGCUCUCUGUGCAUUGUGCUGGCCUCUGAAAAGCAUACAUGUGACUCAGACAAAGGGGUGGGCAGCUUACUGGGAGAGAUGGACAAAGAUGCAGUGUGCAAUUCUACUGGUAUUGUCAUGUGUCAAGAUACGUACCUUUCAAUUAAACGUUGAAAUGCAGUUAACCAA